AGGCGUUAGGAAUUUUUAUUUUUAUUCGUACUUGCUUCACCAUGGCUUGCCGGAAAAUAAGUUUUAUACUUUUGUGCAGUCUUAGCAUUGUUUUAUGCAAUAACAAUGUAGAAGUUAGAAAUGAAGAAGAUUUAGGCGUUAAAUAUGCCAAUCGGUGUGAAGUGUGCAAAAUAUUAGCCACGGAAUUGCAAGGUAGACUCGAAGAAACUGGCAAAAUUCGUGACGUGAUUGAAAUAGGAUACUCUCUUGACGAUGUGCAACCUAAGAAGCGGACUAAAUACGAAAAGUCUGAACUACGAUUAAUCGAGUCACUGGAAGGUGUCUGUGAAAAAAUCCUAGAGUAUAACAUACAUAAAGAAAGACAGGAUAGUACGAGAUUUGCGAAAGGUAUGAGUCAAACGUUUAAAACUCUACACGGACUUGUUGACAAAGGUGUUAAAGUUGAUUUAGGUAUUCCAUACGAGUUAUGGGACAAGCCUUCAGCGGAGAUCACUCACAUGAAGACUCAAUGUGAAAGUCUACUUGAAGAGAAUGAAAGUGAAAUUGAAGAUUGGUACUGGAACUUACAGGGCCAAAUUGAUUUAAAGCACCACCUCUGUACAAACCAUGCUUUGAAAAAUACAGAUAAUUCCUGCCUAUACGAAGAUUUAAAAGGCGAAACGGGCAAAAAGGAUGAGCUCUAAAUCAUAAAAUGUACAUUAAUAAACUAAAAGGAAAAACCAAUAUUUUAGCUCAAUAGAUUAAAGAUAUAUGCUUCAAAAUUGAGUUGCAAAAUUCCACCCUAACAAAAAUACAUCUCAACAUACUUACAUGACAUUGCAACUUAAAUAAAAGCUUAUAAAAUGGUCUGCAAUUAUCAAAUUGCUUAAAUCAAGUACUGAAAUGACUGCUUAUAAUUUAAUUUUUCUUAUUAUAAAAAAUAAUAGUUAGUAACUAAAUCAUUUGAUAUUUUGUAAGUACAAUAAAGGGGGCAUUCAAGUAUUACGUAAUGAAAUUUGGGGGGAGGAGACCAAAGACCAAGACCCCUCUGGUCUUGUAAAACGAACGAUGCGUUACAGGGGCGGGAGGUGGGUUGAAACAACCUGCUACGUAACAUUACAUAACAUUGUUUUUUAUUUAAAAAAAAAACCUAGGGUAUUAAAAUCUCCCAAGUUGGUAACCCGUUUUGCUUAUACCCCUUUUUUGUAUAUAAAUAUAUAUUCUUUCCGGUAGUUUGCGCAACAUAAUGGUGACAUCUGUGUAAAAAUGGUCAGUUGGGUGUUUCGUAACGUUUAUGGGGUUCAGGAAAACAUUACGCCGCGUUAUAUGAGGGGAGGGGAGGAGGUCAAAAAUCUCCUAAAUUUGCGUUACGUAAUACUUACUUAGUCCCCAAACUUAUUUUAAAUUUACCUUUUUUUAGUUUUUAUAAAAAACUACCGGUUAAUUAAAAAAAAUGUAUGCACGUAAGAAGAUAUACUUCAUUGGCUAGCUAUCGUCACCUUGUUAACUUCUUUGUUGACUAGCUAUCUUCAGGGUGUCAGUUUUUUGUGACGGUGUGCAUGCGCAUCGAAAAUAUUUACUCUCAUCAUUUUUCUGUCUCACGCCAAAAGAGUAAUAUAACUUCAAUAAAAAGUAUUUUAAUAGUUCUA
Melitaea cinxia (Glanville fritillary) is the source of this 1628-nucleotide messenger RNA. RefSeq names its product protein canopy 4 (gene CNPYb). Lineage: Eukaryota; Metazoa; Arthropoda; Insecta; Lepidoptera; Nymphalidae. The coding region runs from base 42 to 683 and encodes 213 amino acids. Gene Ontology annotation, cellular component: endomembrane system. The record is from RefSeq and is a predicted model, not a curated record. Gene Ontology annotation, molecular function: signaling receptor binding. The transcript has a single exon.